This is a messenger RNA of Microthlaspi erraticum, 630 nucleotides long. The record is from the annotation of a GenBank genome assembly. Lineage: Eukaryota; Viridiplantae; Streptophyta; Magnoliopsida; Brassicales; Brassicaceae.
AUGUGGGGCUUACUUUUGCAGGAUAUAGCUGAGAAUAUAAAGAAGGAGUUUGACAAGAAACACACUGCGACUUGGCAUUGCAUUGUUGGUCACAACUUUGGUAUUAGCUGGUGUUCGAAAGUUGAGGAACGGGUAUUCUAUUACCCGUUUUUUCGGUUAUGGAAUUCCAAUCUGAAGGAAAGUUCAGCUGCUGGAUGGGAUUGGCAAAAACUCUACGAUGGUCUAGAACAAGCCUUCAUCACAGAGGAAGGGGGAGAUGAGUUUGACGACACAGAGGAAUGUGAAGACCUGUUUGAUAACACAGGAAAAACGGACAAGGCUGAGCCAUGGUGUAACACUGCUUAUUCUCUUGAGAAGAUAACCGAAUUCACCAUUCACGAGUGGAUGAAGUCUGCCCCUCAUGUAAACCUGCUUCUACCAACACCUAAUGUCUUCAUUCCAACGGAUUUUGUCAUUAAAAGAUGUUAUAGACAAGAACAUGUUUCCUGUUUUGUUGAGAAAGACACCAUUCUCAAGAUUGUGGUAUACGCCGGAUACGAAGUUCUUCAGACCAAAGGAUUUCAACUGCCCUCUUGCAGUCAGCUCUCUUUCAAAUAUUUUCGUUUGGCUGCUUAUGGACUAUUUGAAUGA